Messenger RNA from Strongylocentrotus purpuratus (purple sea urchin), 3163 nucleotides. It is a transcript of the gene pithd1, whose product is annotated as PITH domain-containing protein 1. Lineage: Eukaryota; Metazoa; Echinodermata; Echinoidea; Camarodonta; Strongylocentrotidae. The transcript is spliced from 6 exons. Gene Ontology annotation, cellular component: nucleus. The record is from RefSeq and is a predicted model, not a curated record. The coding region runs from base 87 to 713 and encodes 208 amino acids.
UUUGUACCAGUCGUUUAGACAAAAAUACGACAUAACACGGAAGUUGUCUUUGUUUACAUGUCAAAGGUCAUCUAUGACUUUUCAAAAUGUCUCACGGACACAGUCACGGAUGUGGAGGCCACGACGAUCAUGACCAUGAUAAUCCUGAUAGAGGUGCAUUAUUCUCCCUUUACACGAAGAUUGAUACAGAAAGACUGGAAUGUCUGAAUGAAGUGACGGACGGAUCUGGAAAACUGGUUUUUAAACCAUGGGACGAGCGUCUCGAUUUCUCAAAGUUUGUAGAGAGCGACGAUGAUGAAGAACUUUUAUUCAAUAUUCCGUUCACUGGGAACGUGAAGUUAAAGGGUAUAAUUGUGAUCGGAGGAGAAGAUGAUAGUCAUCCAUCUGAAAUGAAACUGUAUAAGAAUCGACCUCACAUGACCUUUGAUGAUGUUCAGUCUGAUCCUGAUCAAAUGAUUGAGAUGCACAGAGAUUCUACAGGAGAACUGGACUAUGCCACAAAAGCCGCCCGCUUCUUUAAUGUCAACCAUCUUUCCAUUCACUUCUCAAAAAACUUUGGAGCCGAGACAUCAAAGAUCUACUACAUUGGACUGAAAGGAGAGUUUACAGAGGCUCCAAGGCAGGGGAUUCUGAUGGUGAAUUAUGAAGCCGUGGCCAAUCCUAAGGACCAUAAAACUGAUCUUCGUGACAAUGUUCAACAUCAGAUCAGAUAGCCGCUGGACCACAGCUCCUCAACUCGGUAGAUAGAUAGCUCUUGAUGUACUUUAUGUACAUGGUACAUGUAGAGAAGUAUUAUAAUAUUAGUUCAUUACUUUGUAGCAGUGAUUUGGCUCUCUUGACCACAGCUCCUCAACUUGGUAGAUAGCUUAGAAGAUAGAAAGAUAGCUCUUGAUGUAGUUAAUGUACAUUGUAGUUCAUUAUUUUGUAGCAGUUGAAUCAUUUAGCUCUCUUGAGAUGCCUCGAGUUCAAGGAUAAGAACUGAGUGUUUUCAAAUUUAUUUUGAGAAAAAGGGGUUUAUGUGUCACUGAGCACUUGGGCCUUGAGGAGUUAAGUCUAUGUUUCACUAGCCAUUGACCUCAAUGGGGUGUUGGGUGGAGUUAAGUCUUUAUGUUUCCUGGAAAGCCCACAUUUUUCUGAACAUUUUGAUAUCAAAUACUCAUUUUGCCAAAAUAUUGAGUUACCUCUUUGUGUCACUGUCUGAACCCUCGAACAGAAUCGUGAACAAAGGAUGACCAUAUUACAAUUUCAUUUAGUACUUCUUUGUAGAAUGAAAGGUAAUGCAAAAUUAAUUUUGUUCAGUCAAAAAGAAAUACCUGUAUAAGUUUUAUUUCAUCAAUUAAUGUAUCGCAGUGAGCUUCUUGAUUACAGGUUGUCCCGAGAAACAGUAAUUAAGUUACCGGUAAGUAGUUAAAUCUAUUUAGUAAAGGCAACUCUGAAUAUAUACUACUGAAGGUAAUGCACUUGUAUUUAUCCUGGUACUUUGCUGAUCACAUUGUAUUAUUCAUGCAUCAAAUGAAUGAGUGGGUGCUUUAAGUCCUAAUCAUGGCUUUGUUUCUUUCCUCAAACUACUUUUCCAUGAUACAAUUUCAUAUAGAAAUUUGGAAAGGAGCCUUACAAUCAUUCAGUGUACAUUGAUCCACUCAACUACUUUCUGCCAGUCCAUUUUUAUAUGAAAGUUUAAUUGCUGCUUGAUCAUGUUACUUUUAUAUUGUAUCUUUUUUUAAAUACAGCAGUGUCAUUAAGUAAGCAAAGUCUGAUAUUUUCCAUGCAUUAUUUCUUAGUGUGAUACUUGAACAGCAAUUCUCGCUAUUGCCCAUACCCCCAAAUGGUGCAUGCAUAUGGUGCGCACAUCCAUGCAUUACACGUAUUAUGCAUGUGCAGUAUGUAUUCGAAAGCUCUCUUGUAGGUUGCUAUACUGACCUCUUUGGAAUUUUUACAAGUCCAUGAUUGUUUAAGAAGAAAUACUUAUAGAGGGCAUACCACUGCUUGUCCAUCAUUUUAUAAUUGUUCUUUUAAAAAUUCUGUGAACUUAGCCGUGAUCGUGCAGUGAUUUCAUACUUGUCUUGCCUUCUGAGCAACUUUUCACAGUAUCGCACCAUAUUUUAACUGACAAUGCAGUUUGUAAAAGUAGAAGACAAAGUGAAAGGUAGCUAGCUAGCUCGGUGACUACGGCUUCGGCCAGGACCGGACGGUGCGCACAUGUACACAGCUGCGUGAAAUGGACCGGAAGCAACUAAGGCACCAAGCUAUUACAGGGUGCAUUUGAAAUUGGGACAUGCAAUUUACAUCCAGGCAUUUAGGGUAUUGGCGAUAGCGAGAAUUUGAUUUAUCUGUCAGACAUGCCUGUAUAAGAUUAAAGGAUGAGGAAUUAAAGUAGUGAAUUUGUUGAAUAUUCUGGAACAUUCAGUGAGGCUUGUUUACAUUCAUAUAUUACAUGAAAUGGUAAGACUAAACAAUAUCUAUUCAUAAUUAAUUGUUUUGAGAAAAAUAAGUGGAUUAUGGGAAUCGUUUUCUCUGUGGGUAAUACCUAUCCCUUCAUAAUUUGUUAUUUACUUUUUUCUGACCCACAUUAGACUUUGUUAUUAUUCAGUAUAAGAUUUGUACCCUAUCAGGGAUUUUUUUCAUGGGUCUUUUAGGGCAAACAAAAACUUGGCCCUCAUUUAUAAGUUAUGACUCUGGGUCUGUGAAUUAAUAGUAAAAUCUUUGAGGCAAUCAUGAAUAAAGUCCUGUAAUCAGUGAAGAAUAUUAUUUUGAAAUAAAAUUCCACACUGAAAAAUGUAUCCUGAAAUAUUUUGAGAAAGGGAACUCUAUAAUGUUGUCAUGGAAUAUAUCUAAGAAUGUAUUUGAAGUGAAAAUGGUAAAAUAUCAUUAUUUAUGAAGCACAGCUACAUUGUACAGUAUCUGUCUGUGUUAUUAGUUUAUCAUCAAAAUGACACCAAGUGGAUGAUAAAUUAUAUAACUUUUCUUGGAAUAUCAAGUCUGAUUUGUAGAUUACAUAUUACAUAGAAAUAUAGUUGUGUAUGUUUCGCAUAAUUUUGUUCUUUACUUUUAAAGUUAAGUUGUGUAUAUGGUACGGUACGUAUUUCAUUCUGUGUAUGCAUCUUCCAUUUUUUUUGUGUAAAACAUAUAAAUUGAUGAUUGCUUUAAGCAUCAUAAAACUACA